Molecule: messenger RNA, 936 nt
Organism: Babesia bovis T2Bo
Lineage: Eukaryota; Apicomplexa; Aconoidasida; Piroplasmida; Babesiidae
Product: tetratricopeptide repeat (TPR)-/ U-box domain-containing protein
Exons: 7
Coding region: 11-883 (290 amino acids)
Biological process (GO): proteasome-mediated ubiquitin-dependent protein catabolic process; protein quality control for misfolded or incompletely synthesized proteins; positive regulation of proteolysis
Cellular component (GO): cytoplasm
Molecular function (GO): protein-folding chaperone binding; ubiquitin protein ligase activity
Source: RefSeq, a predicted model, not a curated record
AGUACCGGAAAUGCCGUGUAACUAUACAUGUAUUAGCUCUGGUGAUGAUUUGAACGCAGAUUUCAAAAAUCGUGAAGAUGAUUGGGAGACCAGGCAUCAACGAAUGCAAGAAGCAGAAAAGUAUAAAUCACUAGGAAAUGAAAGUUUUAAACGUGGAUUCUUGGAAUCAGCAAUCGAAUAUUACUCUAAAGCAAUAAAACUUAAUCCAGACAAAUUUGAAUACUAUACAAACAGAGCCCUAUGCUACAAAAAACAGGGUAAAUGGAAAGAAGUGGCAAAUGACGUAAGAACGGCAUUGAACCUGGAUGCAGAUUCCGUAAAAGCCCACUACUACCUUGGACAGGCAUUAAUUCAACUAGGUGAACCAGAAGAAGGCCUGAAAAAACUCACUAAAGCAAAAACGCUGUCAGAGCACUUCAAAGUGCCAUAUAUAGACGAAAUUGAAGAUGAAAUCUUAAAGGCCAAAAGAAAUAUAUGGUUGAUGCAAGAUGCCGAAUUCACCCAAAAUGUUUUCAACUUAAAGGAUUAUGUAGAGGGUGCCAUCGCACGUGAUUUCCACGCCGGGACUAUGUCAGAUGAAGAACAUAGCCAACGCAUAUCGCAAUAUCAGUCUGUUUUCGAUGCAUUAGAAAAAGGACGAGUACGGGAAGUACCUAGUUAUCUCUGCUGUAAAAUAUCCAUGUGUAUUAUGAAAGACCCGGUAGUCUCCCCAAGCGGUAUAACAUACGAAAGAGAACUAUUGGAGCAUCAUCUGAAGUAUAAUGGAAAUUUCGAUCCCGUAACCAGAGAACCGUGCUCACAGAAUGAUAUAUACCCAAACUACUCAAUUAAAGAAGCCAUUGACCAGUUUCUGAAAGAGAAUCCAUGGGCAUAUGAUGAGUAACACGCGCCCAUGUGUAAGACCAUUACACAUAAACCAAACUAACACAUAAAUAU